Messenger RNA from Mercurialis annua (annual mercury), 3328 nucleotides. Its product is annotated as E3 ubiquitin-protein ligase JMJ24. Gene Ontology annotation, cellular component: histone deacetylase complex; chromatin. The record is from RefSeq and is a predicted model, not a curated record. NCBI's taxonomy places the organism in Eukaryota, Viridiplantae, Streptophyta, Magnoliopsida, Malpighiales, Euphorbiaceae. Gene Ontology annotation, molecular function: chromatin DNA binding; transcription coregulator activity; histone H3K9 demethylase activity. Bases 334 to 3150 code for a protein of 938 amino acids. The transcript is spliced from 14 exons. Gene Ontology annotation, biological process: regulation of transcription by RNA polymerase II.
ACAGCACACUGCAUACAGUGUGCACUGUGCAGAGGUAAGUUAAACAACAACAACAGCAGGCAGGCUUGAGUUCAUGAAAAACACAAGCUGUCUGAAAAAAAACUCUUAAAAGAACCAAAAACAAAACCUUAAAUAAAAUAAACUCAGACCAGGUUCAGAAAAUUCUUGCAAAAUUGGUAAAAUCCUUAACCGGCAAUUUUUUUAUUACAAUUCUCAAUGACUCGCAGCACGGUUCUUCUUCUGCUAUUACAUAUUAUUAGCUUGUUUUUCUGGGCAUAAAACCUGGGGGGUUUAUUAGUAUUGUUGAAUCUGUAAUGCCCAACUAGCUAUUUGAUGGAUAAUAACCCGCAAUCAGUUUCCGCGAAUGGCGAGGAGAAUGUCGGAAUUCCGGAUGAUUUACGUUGUAAGAGGUCGGAUGGGAAACAGUGGAGAUGCACUGCCAUGUCUAUGCCUGAUAAAACUGUGUGUGAGAAACAUUAUAUCCAGGCGAAAAGGAGAGCAGCUAAUUCUGCUUUACGAGCUAGUUUAAAGAAGGCGAAAAGGAAAUCGUUGGGAGAAACUGAUAUAUACUUGGAGAGUAAGAAUGAGGAGUUUGAUACCGCAAUCACGAGUAUGAAGAUUGAGGAUUAUUCGCCUCCAAUGUCGACGAAAAAGUAUAAAGAGACAUCGAAAAAUCUGGCUCAGUAUUCUCCUGAAACGCCUGUGAGGAGUUCGUCUAUGCGCAAUUCUCUAAGACCAAACGAGGAUGAUUUGCAAAGAGAUGUAGAGUUUGAAGAGACUUGGAAGUCUUACAAAACACCACCUCUUUCGGCAAUAGAUUCGUCCUGGAGUAGAUCCCAAAGGAGCUUUGAUGCCAGUGCUAUGACGGAACACUCUGAUGGAAGUACAAAUUCUACCAAAGAUGCUGGUGGGGAAAUUUGUCAUCAGUGUCGAAGAAUUGAUAGGAUGAGAGUGUUUUGGUGCCGCAGAUGUGAUAGAAGAGGCUUUUGUGAUCAUUGUAUCUCCACAUGGUACUCGGAUAUCUCACCGGAAGAAAUUGAGAAGGUUUGUCCUGCAUGUCGUGGUAUUUGUAAUUGCAAGGCGUGCUUACGAGGGGAUAAUAUGGUCAAGGUAAGAAUACGGGAGAUACCUGUUUUAGACAAGUUGCAGUAUCUCUACUGCCUAUUAUCUUCCGUUCUUCCUGUAGUCAAGCAGAUCCAUCAAGAGCAAUGCUUUGAAGUAGAACUGGAGAAAAAGUUUCAUGGAACUGAUAUAGAUCUUGUCAGGGCCAAAUUGAAUGCGGAUGAGCAGAUGUGCUGCAACAUAUGUAGGAUACCCAUCAUUGAUUAUCAUCGGCAUUGUGGAAAUUGCCCGUAUGAUAUGUGUCUUCAUUGCUGUCAAGAUCUUCGGGAAGCAUCACUACAUGAUGCAGUAGAAGACCAAAUGGCCGGGGGAAGUCAAGACAAGGAGGCUGUGUCAAAGCAAGUGAAAGAUAUUAGAGCAAGACUUUGUAUAUCAGAUAAGUAUCCUGGCUGGAAAGCGAACCCUGAUGGUAGCAUUCCAUGCCCACCGAAGGAGUAUGGUGGCUGUAAUCACUCAUCACUGAAACUAAGUCGCAUUUUUAAGAUGAACUGGGUUGCGAAAUUGGUGAAAAAUGUGGAGGAAAUGGUCACUGGCUGUAAGGUCAGUAAUGCUAGCACUCUGUCUACGUCCGGGUUCAAUGAUUCCACACAGUGUUCUUACAGGGAGCACAGUGAUGACAAUAUCUUGUACUGUCCAUCAUCUGAAGAUCUAAAAGCUGAAGGGAUAAACAAAUUCAGAAAGCAUUGGGUCAAGGGCGAGCCUGUUAUUGUGAAGAAGUUAUUUGAUAGCUUAUCCAGUCCCAGCUGGAACCCAAGGGUUAUAUGGAAGGGAAUUCAGGAAACAUCCGAUGAGAAAAUGAAAGACAAGAACCGAGUUGUAAAGGCAAUAGAUUUUUCAAACUGGUCUGAGGUUGAUAUUGAACUUGGUCAGUUUAUCGAAGGAUACUCAGAGGGAAGAAGGGGUGAAGAUGGUUCGCUACAGAUGUUGAAGUUGAAGGAUUGGCCUCCUCCUGGUGCUUCUGAAGAGUUCUUAUUAUAUCAGAGACCUGAUUUUAUCAGUAAACUGCCUCUACUGGAGUAUAUUCAUUCAAGGUUGGGUCUUCUGAAUGUGGCGGCAAAGUUGCCUCACUAUUCCUUACAGAAUGAUGCUGGACCCAAGAUUUAUAUCUCUUAUGGGACCAAUGAGGAACUUGGUAGAGGAGAUUCAGUGACCAAUCUCCAUAACAAAAUGCGUGACAUGGUAUAUCUGUUGGUUAAUAUGCAUGAAGUGAAGCCAAAAGGUUUCGAAGGGAAUGAUUCGCUUAACCAAGAUACAAUCUCGGGUGAGGGAAGGUUGCCCGAUCUAUUGCCUAGUGGGCAUGGUAUACAAAAUAAUACAAAGGUACCGGCAGAUAAGGUUGAGGUAAUGGAGGAGGAUCAAGGGGUUGAAAUUCCAACUCAAGUGGGAGAGAUUAAGAGAGUUGAUGAUCAAGAGGUUGAAGCUAACAACGGAAACAAUGACAUUGAGAGAAUAAAAGAUCAAAAAUUAAUGAAAGAAACUCGUCCAGGAGUACAUUGGGAUAUCUUCCGCCGGCAGGACGUUCCAAAAUUGGUUAAAUAUUUACAAAAACACACUAUGGAUUUUGGCAAGCCUGACAAUGUGACACAUUCUCUUUAUGAUGGAACAUCUUUCCUAUAUGGGCAUCACAUAAGCAAGCUAAAGGAAGAAUUUGGAGUUGAGCCAUGGUCAUUUGAACAGAAAUUGGGAGAAGCUGUCUUCGUUCCUGCAGGAUGCCCUUUCCAGAUGAGGAAUCUUCAGUCCACUGUUCUAUUGGCUCUUGAUUUCUUGUCACCUGAAAGUGUGGGAGAGGCUGCUAGGUUGGCUGAGGAAAUACGCUGUCUUCCAAAUGAUCAUGAAACAAAACUUCAAGUUUUGGAGGUCGGAAAGAUCUCUCUAUAUGCUGCUAGUUCAGCCAUUAAGGAAGUCCAAAAAUUAGUUCUUGAUCCCAAACUCAGUGCAGAGAUAGGAUUUGAGGAUCCUAAUCUAACUGCAGCAGUUUCUGAUAACUUGGAGAAGGUUUCUAAGCAAAGAGAGAUAAGUUGUUCUUGAAUCUAAUACAUAGUAAUUGUUAUUUAGAUAUAGGAAAAAUUAAUUGUCAAAAGCUCCCUUAUUUGGUGCUUGAUAGAACCAUUUAAAUGUAUAAAUAUGUUUAUAUGUAACAUUUUGUAAUCUCAACACAUUUGGAUUUGUAACUGUAUAAUAUUCAGCAUUUGUGCCUUCGUCUUAA